AUUGCAUUUUGCAUUGAACCGAAUUCUUCUUGGUCUUUGCUGCUGAAUUCCCGCCUCCUCGAUUGUCGUCCGAGAAUUCUAAGAAACCAAAACAAAAAACCAAGUACAAAUGAGCGAGGCCAGCAGCACCCAUUUGCAGAUCAACGCGCUCGCUGCCGGCGGGAUUGAAGCAGUGCACGAGCUGCUGCGAAUGGUCCGCCAGCUGUCGGUCGCGAUGCAGUCGUACCAGGUCGAGCGGGCAUCAGCCUCGUCGUCGUCGUCUGCAUCAUCGUCAUCGAACGGCGCGAAUGCGAGCAGUCUGAUGAGCGGGCCUGCGUCGUCCGAGGCAGCCGCGCCAAUGGAUGUCGCCCAAGAUUUGGCGCCAAGACCAAACGCAGUGAUCACCUCGACACUCGCAGAAGCCCAGACGCAUAUUGCGACAAUUCGACGAGCUGUCGCGCACAUUGCCGAACUGGCACCUGAAGAUGCAUUUUCAAUCGGCGCAGUCAAGCCAAUACCACCAAGAGGAGCUGCAUUGCCUGUCGACAUGACCUCGGAAGCAGCGCUGGCACUGAAGAGCCAAAACGGCUCGCUGAGACAAGAAAUGGCGCAGAUCAAUCGGGCCCUCGUCGCGUCGAUUGCGUACCUGCGUGAGAGUCUGUACCAAGUCAACUCGCUGCUGGUAGCACAGUAUCCUGCGCAGCAACAGGAAGACGUAUUAUCGCUGGAUGAGUUGAUGAAGGCGCUCACACUGCCUCCACCCGAAGCGCCGGCCAAGCCACAGACCGUCUCGCCUCUUGCAUCCCAGCAGGACAAAUUUGAGACAGUUGCUAACGAUGCAAACGGCAAUGAGGAUGAAAAUGGGUUUAUUCUGGCCGAAUGACCCCCAACGUUUUCGUGUAUUUUUGUUGUUGAUCUGAUUAUAUAUUGAUAGCUUC
Messenger RNA from Capsaspora owczarzaki ATCC 30864, 917 nucleotides. RefSeq lists its product as hypothetical. NCBI's taxonomy places the organism in Eukaryota, Filasterea, Ministeriida, Capsasporidae. The transcript is spliced from 2 exons. The record is from RefSeq and is a predicted model, not a curated record. Bases 110 to 862 code for a protein of 250 amino acids.